Molecule: messenger RNA, 2847 nt
Organism: Leptopilina heterotoma
Lineage: Eukaryota; Metazoa; Arthropoda; Insecta; Hymenoptera; Figitidae
Exons: 3
Coding region: 1104-2630 (508 amino acids)
Source: RefSeq, a predicted model, not a curated record
UACAUCAGUACGUGUUUCAUAGUAAAUAUUUGCACAACAACCAAUCAUGAACUGCUGCAGGAAAAUUUUCUUGGCCUUCGAUUUGAUUUUGCUAGUGCUAGUAGGGCAAAUUUCAAUCUUGAGAGGAAGCUAUGUAGAAAAUAAAGGAAGAAACCAAUCCACGCUGGAUAUUGAUGUCUGUACUUUUUACGAUUAUUCCCUUCUAAUUGAUCACUUGCUAUUCCAAAAAACUUAUAAACCAUUAAUAGUAAUCAUAUCACGUGAAUUUACUGACGGAAUAAACAGAGUUAGAAAUAUAUCUCAGAGCAAAAGAAUAUCAAUCAUUAAUGAAAUUAAAAACAGCAAUUAUUUAAAAAAGAUGUAUAAAUUGAUAGCUGAAAAUUAUUAUCUAUUUAAAGCUCACAAUGUAUACUAUUUUGUUUAUCCAGUAAACAAUCUAGACAAUUUUUUCACCAUUUACUGUCAAAAAAUGCUAUUAAGCGAUCAGUUGGGUGUUACCUUUGAUUUUGUCAACGUAAAGGAAGAGCAUCCUUUUUUUGAAGAUAUUUUAGUUCCUCUAAAACCAAAUUGUACAAAUUGCCCUCUGCUUGAAUACGUUAACAAAAAACUACAGACAGGUGAAAGUUUUUCCGAAUUGUUCAUAUUACGAGAACAAUUGUUUAGAGAAAAAACAAAGUACAUAUCCCUGAAAGCAUUCGACAAUGAUUACGCUUGUGAUUCGAUUGGAUUUAACAAUAAUUCUGAGAGCGAAAGUUUUUUAAUUCGUUUUAACACGUUGCUGCAACAAAUUCAAAAAAAAAAACAAUUCUGAUGAAAGUAAAAAGAAUAGUAUUUUUGAAAGAAGCCUAAAGUGCUUCAAGUCAAGAAAUCUAGAUGUUACAAAUAAAAUUUUUUACGACAAUAUUCACGAAAAGAAUCUAAAACACCCUUUCACUGGAAUUAAUUAUUUAAAAUGGAUUGAACGCACUGUAUUUUCACUUAAUGUGAAUGAUACCUCAUUUGGCAACAUUUGUAAAAAUCAACACAAAAUACAUAUAUUUAAAUUAUUUUGUUUUAUAAAAGAUAUAUCAGAUAUUACAUCCUACGACAGUAGAGCAGCGUGGAUGCAUACCCUAAAACAACUUGUAGCUACAUCAUUGAUAAAAAAACUUGUGUGGUUCAACAUUUUAAUAUCUUUCUAUCAAUCUGAAUAUUUCUUGGAAAAUGAUUUCAUUUUACUCAAACUUGAAAUUUUGGAAAAACAAAUGGUGAAUGAAAGUGGAAAUUGGAGGAGAGUAAUGAGUAAUGCUUACAACUUGAUUUCAAAUUUGAUGAGAGAAAAGAGUAGUAGCAAGUCUAUGUUAAGUUCACCCUGUUUAUUUUACAAUUAUUUGGAUACAAUUGAUGCCUUACUUCCUGAGAUGAAGUUCAAGAGAUUAGUAAUAAUCGUAGCUGAUAGUAUGCUCAUAGGAGUGCGGAAAACUAUUAACAUUGAAGGCAAAAAAGUACUACCAAAAAUAAAAAGAGGAGAUCUUCAUUAUACAAAACAGUUUGUGUAUGAUGAAAUAAUGAAACAUUUUUAUCUACUUCAAUCAAAUGAUACUUAUUAUUAUGUUUAUCCAUUGAUCGAAAAUAGAUAUCACGACAUAUUGAUUACCUACUUCGAGUACAAGAUGAUAGGAGAUUAUUCCAAAGUCUUAUUUUAUUUUGUAAAUGCUUCCAAAUAUUUUACUCUUGAUGAAGUCAGUCCUGAUUUUGUCAUUCCUGCUCUAACAGACAACUGUUACUUAUUUACAACAAAUUGUAGGAAUCGUUUUUUAAGUCCCAAAUAUUUAAUAGAUCUGCAUCACCAAGUUUACAGAAACUAUCCAAAAUAUUUUUUAUUCUACGCCACUUUUUACAAUAAUGUAACAGAAUUUAUUAAUAAUCCCCAUUCACAUAAUAAAGGAAAUAAUUCUCUUGAAUAUGAAUAUGAAUUUUACAAUUAUUUAAAACGAAAACAAAUUUCUUACGAUACAGACUAUUUAUUCGACGAUUUACCGUGCUCAUCUCUUCAGAAAUUAAAUAGGAGAAUUGACAUUAAAUUUAGCAUAACUGAAAUAGAAAAUUUAAGUUACAUUGCUACUCUUACAGACUUUGCUUAUAAAAACAUAACAUCAAUAAAUAUCACAGACAAUGUUAAUUUGAAGUAUUUUUGUAUGAAUUCGAAUAUCUUUCCGUUUAUUAAAUUCUUUUGCUUUUUAAAAAUUAAUUAUAUGGAAGGUAUGCUAAAAUUAAUAGAUAUGAAAAAAGAUCAUGUUGAGGAUAUGAAAAAAAUGGUUGAAAAUGAGAAAAAUGUUAUUAUUGAAUAUUUGUCAAAGACAUUAAAAUGGAUUAACGCAAUGUUACAAAUCGAUUACUCUGAAAUGUAUAAUAAUGAAGCUAGAAUUUUAAAUCAAUCAGAACUUUCAUACUCGAAAAUACCGAAGAUUGUCUCAAAUGAUGCUGAUUCGUUUAAUAAAAUCUAUUCAGUAAUAAGGGAAACUGCUCUUUAUUCUAGUUGUAAUAAUUACACGAAAAAAAACAGUUCAUCGAUAAGUAGGGAACUUAGUUCUGAAGUCUUGAAUACGAGCAAUAUUUCUGAAGAAGUUAGUAGUUGCUUAAUUAAAUAAGUAAUACUGUUUUUCAAAAGAUUAAAAUUAUUUCGACACUUUUUGGCAAUCUAUGACUUGAAAAAUAGUUCUCAACUUUUUUAUCUAUUCAUUCAAAAGUGCACAGUUAGUUACAUACUCAGUAUAUUGAGUAAGCAAUUUUUUAAUUAAUGUACAUCAGUAAUAUUGUUUCUUCUAUGUUAUUGUUUAUUGUAAUCAAAAUUAAUGAAAAAAUAAA